Molecule: messenger RNA, 1832 nt
Organism: Cylas formicarius (sweet potato weevil)
Lineage: Eukaryota; Metazoa; Arthropoda; Insecta; Coleoptera; Brentidae
Product: RNA-binding protein 45
Exons: 9
Coding region: 132-1538 (468 amino acids)
Molecular function (GO): RNA binding
Source: RefSeq, a predicted model, not a curated record
GAGUUUUUCUAUGCGAUGUCUGUUUAUAAACUGUUAUUUUCUGGUCAACGGGACUUGUACAAGUUUAGCGAAUUUUAUUCGGGUCGUUUCGUAAAUUAUUCUUUUUAACACAUAAACACGCACUGAAAAUCAUGACCGAUCGGAGAUCGUCGACGGGGUCUCACGCGGACGACCCUCCGCUAUCCAGAUUGUUUAUACUGGGCCCCAAAACGCUCGCGGAAGAGGACUAUCGGAGGGCAUUCAACUCUUUCGGCACAAUUGAGGAAAUCUGGAUCGUGAAAGACAAGGUGACGAGAGAAAACAAGGGCGUAACCUAUGUAAAAUUUUCGAAAACCUCCGAUGCUGCCCGGGCGUUGGAAACCCUGAACGGGACGUCGCUCGUGCCGGGGACUAGGAAAGUCAAAAUAUUUAUAGCAUCCAGCCGCGAUAAGGGGUCCUCUAGGGACAACAACGAGGAGGAAAAACAGCUGAGGUUGUUUGUAAUGGUGCCACGUAUGAUGACCGACGAUCAGUUGUACGAUUACUUCAAACAGUUUGGCGAUGUCGAAUAUGCGACGGUUAUAUUAGAUCGAAACACUAGGGAAAGUAAAGGGAUCGCCUACGUGAAAUUUCACAAGUUUUCAGACGCAGCGAGGGCCUACGAGCAGUGCGAUCGCAAAUAUAAACCGGUAUUUGCGGAGCCCAAGAAACCGGAACACAUUAGACGUGGCGGCAAUGCGGAUCACAUGUCGGUGGCCGCGGCCGGGAGAGGCGGUGUCCCUGCCCCAUUAAACUUGCCGUUCCCUCCUAAUUUGCCUUUGGGCGGCGGAGGAUUCGUUAAACUCACGGUUAUCGCCAAUCCAAUGGUUACGGAAGAUCAGUUGUGGAAACUCUUCGACAUAGUUCCAGGCAUGGACUAUUGCCAGUUGAAUUACGAGGGUGGGGGGAUGGAAAGGUCGGCGAGGGCGGUAGCCGAGGUGGUCUACACGCACCCCCAGUGGGCGGCGCAUGCCAAAGAAAAACUACACGGUUUCGAAUACCCUCCGGGCUCGCGUCUUAUAGUUAGACCGGUCGCUGAGGGGAUAGGCGACUGUAGGGGCGAUCGCCAGGCUCCGCCCCCUCGUGACGUGAACAAUAUCGCACACGCGAUCGCGCAGGCGUCGUCCCUCAUACGCGCCGCCGGUCUGGAUCCUUCCGUCCUGAACAAUUUGGCAAACGCGCCGAAACAAGGCGACUCGAUCGACAGUUGUAGCGUCAAUCUGCCCUCGCCGAAGCCACUGGCGUCAAUCGACGCGGAAAUGGUCGAAAGGUGUUUCGUGAUCUGCUCGCCGACAGCGCUGUCGAACGCUCAGCUGCGCGAUCUGUUCAGUCGGUUCGGUAACCUGAUCGACGCCUAUUUCCUGGCGAAUCGGAACUGCGGCUAUGCCAAGUUCGCGGACAGGAAGUCGGCCGAGGACGCGAUCGAUUUAUUGCACGGCGCCGAAGUGAACGGGAUCCGAAUCAAGGUGAUCAAGGCGGAGGAGCAGCGGAAACGACCGCGCACCGACGACACGUGGUAGUCGUGGAGGAGGAGUGCCGACGACCAACUUAUAAUGACAAGGACCUAUAAAUAGACACACAGAACACAGAAGGAAAACAACACGUAAAACUGAGGACCUCUUACGUGACACUACAACUUACUUUACUACGGCGACUGUUACCGCGUUAUUUAUUUGGUGCGUCUCGUAGACGGGCGUAGCCUAACAGUUUUAGGGAUGUGUCUAUUAUGAACCGAUAAGAAGUCCCUUUUUUUAUUUUCUUAACCUAAAAUUAACAAUAAAGCCGCGGUCUACAACGGAGUGUUUUUCUUUUCA